Molecule: messenger RNA, 1034 nt
Organism: Notolabrus celidotus (New Zealand spotty)
Lineage: Eukaryota; Metazoa; Chordata; Actinopteri; Labriformes; Labridae
Gene: rida
Product: reactive intermediate imine deaminase A homolog
Exons: 6
Coding region: 189-596 (135 amino acids)
Cellular component (GO): cytosol
Molecular function (GO): deaminase activity
Source: RefSeq, a predicted model, not a curated record
GGCCACCGUACAUUUCCCUGGAAUGGACAACAAAAAUGUGGUGUGCGCUUCUUGAUAAAUAUUACGGCACAUUUUACGGCAGCAACUGUUCCCCUUUCUCCAAGUUGUUGCAAACCCUCUGCUGCAUUCCCACUUCACAGCCACUCCACCGUGAGGAAAAGUUGAGAGAGAAAAAAUAAAAGGUAAACAUGUCUGCGCUCAUCAGAAAAAUCAUCAACACUACAUCCGCUCCAGCUGCCAUCGGACCAUACAGCCAGUCGGUAGUUGUGGACAGAACAAUGUACAUCUCAGGACAGCUGGGGAUGGACGUGGCCUCUGGUCAGCUGGUAGAUGGAGGAGUGCAGUCCCAGGCUAAACAGGCUCUCAUCAAUAUGGGGGAGAUCCUAAAAGCUGCUGGCUGUGACUACACCAACGUGGUGAAGACCACAGUGUUGCUGGCUGAUAUCAACGACUUCAACAGCGUCAACGAGGUCUACAAAACAUUUUUCACCAGUAACUUCCCCGCCAGAGCUGCUUACCAAGUAGCUGCUCUCCCCAGAGGUGGACUGGUGGAAAUCGAGGCAGUUGCUGUUCUUGGUCCACUCUCUGAUUCCUGACUAGCCGGCCACAAACUGUAGUCAUGUAACCAUCAAGUGAUCUCCUUAGUUUACCAGUGGACGCUUUGUGUUGUUGCGGCGCCACAAGAAACACCUCACAAGGAUCUUUUAGACUUCUUGGACAUCUUUUCCUUGUUUUUCACAAUUUAGCAUAAAUCAGUUUCUUCUUUCACUAAUUUCCCACAUGGUUUCUUUAACAGAACACAAAGGCAAACUGUGUCUUUACAACCAGUCUAACAUUCCCUGGUCACAUUGGCACAAGCUUGCUAACUCCUUGUGCCGUUUGGCCUCUCAUCCCCUGUUAUAAGCAGCUCUGAUUGUGAUAAAUAAAUAACAUAGUAGUGAAACCACAUAUCUCAGAAUGGUUAGACACCCUCAAAUAUCCCACCACUUGUAUUUGUACUUAAUUUAGAUAUUAAAGAAAGUACAUACACCAGA